GAGUCCGCUUUAUAAAAGUCAGGGUGACAAUCGGUGCCAUUCUGCCAGUUACUCAUGAUGCUGACGCUGGGGAUUUUGAUAGCUGUUGCUUUGUUUCUAGAGACGGCCUCUGCGGCCUCUCUUGGUGUGGUGCAGACCGAGGGAGGGAAGGUUGAGGGAAAAUCGAAGAGUCUGGGAUCAGGCCGAUCCAUGGAUAUCUUCUUGGGGAUUCCCUUUGCUGAUGCUCCUGGAACAUUUGAGAAACCAAAGCCUCACCGUGGUUGGGAUGGUAUUCUACAGGCCACAGACUACAAGCCCAGAUGCCUUCAGUUGAACCUUGUGAUGACUGACUACAUCGGCAGUACAGACUGCCUGUACCUUAACAUCUGGGUUCCUCAUGGCAGCUCAGUAUCUGCCGGUCUCCCUGUCAUGGUUUGGAUCUAUGGAGGAGGCUUCCUGGUUGGAGGCUCCAUGGGUGCGAACUUCCUGGAUAAUUACCUGUACAGCGGACAGGAGAUUGCAGACAGAGGGAAUGUUAUUGUAGUGACGGUGGGGUACCGUGUGGGAACACUGGGUUUCCUGAGCAGUGGAGACUCUGGCUUGCCUGGAAACUACGGUUUGUGGGAUCAGCAGGCUGCCAUUGCUUGGGUACACAGAAACAUCCGCUCAUUUGGAGGUGACCCUGGCAACAUCACCAUCUUUGGGGAAUCUGCAGGUGGAGCUAGUGUUAGCUUCCAGACUCUCACUCCCCACAAUAAAGGCAUCAUCAGGAGAGCCAUCUCCCAGAGUGGAGUGGCACUUUGCCCCUGGGGAAUCAACAAGAACCCUCGCAAGUUCGCUGAGGAGGUUGCUCAGAAGGUCAAGUGCCCAACUGAUAACAGAAUGGCUGCCUGUUUGAAGAUGGCUGAUCCUGGAGCCCUAACACUGGCAGGCACUAUCAGUUUGUCCGGUUCACCCGAUAACCCCAUUGUCUUCAACCUGAUCCUGUCUCCUGUGAUUGAUGGGGACUUCUUGCCAGAAGAUCCUUCCCACUUGUUCCACAAUGCAGCUGAAAUUGAUUACAUUGCUGGAGUCAAUGACAUGGACGGGCAUAUUUUCACUGCUUUAGAUGUUCCGUCAAUCAACUCGGAUCUAAUUAGCACCCCUAUUGACGAUGUGAGGAGGCUCUUGGGAGCGUACACAAAGGAGAAGGGCACGGUUGGUCUGAACAAUGCCUACUCCACCUAUACUUCAAACUGGGGAAGCAAUCCCAGCCAGGAGACCAUCAAGAAAACCAUUGUGGGAGUAGGAACGGACUACAUCUUCCUGGUUCCUACACAGGCUGCCCUUUAUCUACAUGCUGACCAUGCCACAACUGGGCGCACCUACUCCUACCUCUUCUCUGAGCCCAACCGUAUGGGUGGUCUUAUCAUGCCCUACCCAAGCUGGAUGGGAGCUGACCACGCUGACGACCUGCAGUACGUGUUUGGAAAGCCCUUCACCACACCACUUGGAUACUGGCCAAGCCAUCGCCGUGUCUCCGGCGCCAUGAUCUCCUACUGGACCAACUUUGCCAAAACUGGAGAUCCCAACAACGGAGGCUCAAGCGUGCCUGUUAACUGGCCAACGUUCACCAGAAGUGCACCACAGUUCCUGGAGAUCCAUUCUGAUAUGGACAACAACUACGUGCAACAGAAAAUGAGGAUGCCUUACGUGAAUUUCUGGACCAGGAUCCUGCCCAGCCUUCCCACAGUUGUUUCAGAAUAAGCAUCAUGUGCUGUCACCUGUGGAUAUGUGUAGACAAGUAUUGCAUCACUAGCUCAUAAAAAAUAAAUGGAUAGCAGACAAAAAUA
Haplochromis burtoni (Burton's mouthbrooder) is the source of this 1811-nucleotide messenger RNA. Its product is annotated as bile salt-activated lipase. The record is from RefSeq and is a predicted model, not a curated record. Gene Ontology annotation, biological process: presynaptic membrane assembly; neuron cell-cell adhesion; postsynaptic membrane assembly. Gene Ontology annotation, cellular component: postsynaptic specialization membrane; cell surface; synapse. Gene Ontology annotation, molecular function: neurexin family protein binding; sterol ester esterase activity; signaling receptor activity. The transcript has 11 exons. The coding region runs from base 55 to 1725 and encodes 556 amino acids. NCBI's taxonomy places the organism in Eukaryota, Metazoa, Chordata, Actinopteri, Cichliformes, Cichlidae.